Miscanthus lutarioriparius is the source of this 1257-nucleotide messenger RNA. The record is from the annotation of a GenBank genome assembly. NCBI's taxonomy places the organism in Eukaryota, Viridiplantae, Streptophyta, Magnoliopsida, Poales, Poaceae.
AUGUCCUAUGGCGGCUCCGGCUCGCCGGCGUGGCUGUGGCUGCACGGCGACCUCGAGCUCACCAUCCACGAGGCGCGCGGCCUCCCCAACAUGGACUUGCUCUCCACCAUCCUCCGCCGCCUCUGCCUCUGCCCACCACUGGCGGGGAUGACGCCGACGCGCCCACGCUCGCUGCCCGACGACGAGGACAGCGCUCACUGCGCCCACCCGCACCCGCACCUCCACAACCACCAUCUCCGCGGCCGGCUCCACCGUCACCACGAGCCCCAGCCGCACGGGCACCUCCUGCUCCCGACCUCGGACCCCUACGCGGCGGUGGUGGUGGCGGGGCCGCGCGAGACGACGGUGGCGCGCACCUACUUGUUCCGCAACUCGGAGGCGCCCAAGUGGGAGGCCAGCUUCCUGCUCCCUCUCGCGCACGCCGCCACCGGCCUCGAGUUCCACGUCAAGGACGCCGACCCCUUCGGCUCCGACCUCAUCGGCGUCGCCUCGCUGCCCGCCGCCGCCGACGCGCCCAUCGACAAACAGUGGCUCGACCUCGCCCGCCCCGACGGCCGCGGCCCGCCCAAGCCCGGUGGUGGGAGCGCCAUCUGCAUCUCCGCCACGUUCGUCCCCGCGGCUGCGGCGGCGUCCCGGCAGCGCUCCGGCGACCGCGGCGUGCCGGCCUACUUCCCGCUGCGGCGCGGCUGCGACGUGCGGCUGUACCAGGACGCGCACGUGGCCGACAGCGAGGUGGAGGGCGUCGGCGUCGGCCCUGGGUUCCGGCCCGGGCGGGUCCGGCUCCUGCGGGAGGCCAUGUCGCCGGAGAUGGCGGCCAAGGCGGCCGAGGUGGAGGAGCUCGGUGGAGAGCCCGUGGAGAACAUGAGCCUCGGCGAGCUGCUCAGGUACAAGUCCCAGGAGGGCGUCCGCGUGCUGCUCCUCGUCUGGGACGAUAAGACCUCGCACGACACCUUCUUCGUAAAGACGAGAGGAGUGAUGCAGACGCGCGACGAGGAGACGAACAAGUUCUUCGAGUACUCGUCAGUCAUCUGCGUGCUGUCGCCGCGUUACCCAAGCAGCAAGCUCGGACUCGUCAAACAAAAGGUGGUGGGGACGCUGUACACGCACCACCAGAAGUGCGUGCUCAUAGUCAUCGACACGCCGGCGUCCGAGUCCACCCGCCGGAUCACGGCCUUCCUCGGCGGCCUCGACCUCUGCGCCGGCCGCUACGACACGCCCAGCCACAGGCUCUUCCGCGACCUCAACACCGUCUUCUAG